CAAUUCCUCAGCCAAUAGCCAUUCGCCAGUAAGACGAGGAUGUUUGCAAAUAGUGUACGUGCGUUCAGUACCGGACGGAUAGUAUUGCGGAGAGCUCCAGUGGCUCCUAUCAGUAGUCUUGUGCCGGGACACCCUCGAUACGCAGCCAAGCUCUUUAUAGAGGCUCAAAACCCGAAACAUGCUAAGAGUAUAAGAAGGAAAGAGAGGAAGUUACAAAGGCGUAUUAUUAGAGAUGUUAAUAAUCUUAAGAAAUAUGAUGAAACAAAUAAACCCUUUGAAGUGGAUCCUGUAUUGGGACAGGGAGGCUUCAUGGAAAGAAUCAAAAGAGAAGUAGCCAAUCAAGAUACUAGACUUGCUGGAGGGUUUGAUCGUGAAGAAUUUGAAGCAUUAGUAUAUGGUGCGGAAAAGGCUGCCUUAGAUAAAGCUAAGGGUAGUUCUGUAUUGCAUGAAGCCACCAAAUUAGCAGAAGAAAGAAAGAAAAGAGCCUUAAUGACUAUUCUUCAUCUUAGAAAUACUAGUGUAGCAGAUAAGAAAAAGUUGGCCGUUAAGUUAGCACGUGAAGAAUUCAGUAGAUCUGAAGGAGAUAGUGGAUCUCCAGAAGUCCAAGCUGCUGUUAUGACUGUAAAGAUUCAUUUUGGUAUGGAUCAUGUUCGUGCCAAUAAGAAGGAUCAUGAAUUCACUCAAUAUAUUCGUCAAUUAGUGCAACAAAGACAAAGAAUCUUGAAAUAUUUAAAGAGAGUUAGACCAGAAGAUUACUAUCUUACCAUUGCCAGAUUAGGAUUAACCGAUGAUGUUAUCACCAGAGAAUUCCCAAUGGGAAGACAAUACUUUGAAGAUUAUAAAGUAUGGGGAGAAAAGAAAUUAAUCAAACAUUCGGAUAAGGUUAAGAAAAAGAUGGAACAGGUUGCUGCCUUACGUAAAAAGGUUAGUGACUAUCAUGAAGUGGCUAAGGAGAAGUUUGUUUUAUAUAAGAAUUCCAGAUUAGAGAAGGAGAAAAAAAUUGAAUUGAAAAAGUUAGCUAAGGAAGAAGCCAGGCUUGCAAGAGCCAAACUUGCUGAGAGCUCCGAAAGUGGCAACACAAACACCAGUACAUAGUCCUGUAUAUAUGAGUACUGCACUGACUUGUUUAUUAUACAUAGUCUACAUAACAUAGUCUACAUAACAUAGUCUACAUAACAUAGUCUACA
Molecule: messenger RNA, 1187 nt
Organism: Scheffersomyces amazonensis
Lineage: Eukaryota; Fungi; Ascomycota; Pichiomycetes; Serinales; Debaryomycetaceae
Product: mitochondrial 37S ribosomal protein uS15m
Exons: 1
Coding region: 40-1095 (351 amino acids)
Biological process (GO): translation
Cellular component (GO): ribosome
Molecular function (GO): structural constituent of ribosome
Source: RefSeq, a predicted model, not a curated record